This is a messenger RNA of Antechinus flavipes (yellow-footed antechinus), 9469 nucleotides long. Its product is annotated as zinc finger protein OZF-like. Lineage: Eukaryota; Metazoa; Chordata; Mammalia; Dasyuromorphia; Dasyuridae. The transcript is spliced from 3 exons. The record is from RefSeq and is a predicted model, not a curated record. Gene Ontology annotation, biological process: regulation of DNA-templated transcription. The coding region runs from base 6016 to 7323 and encodes 435 amino acids.
AACAAUGUACCUAUAACAGAGUCAUAAAUAGUGUAGUUCUUGAUGCCUUGUUCCCGUUGCAUGCAUUUUUCACCAAGCUUAUCCUAAAUUGAUUUUGAGCAUGUCUUUCAUUCGUUGUUAUGGGAGACGGUGAGCCAAUGCUUUGAACUGAGCUCUCUUAUAGAAAGCAAGUCUCAAGUAAUACUUAGACUGGAUUCUUCCUAAACUUGGACUUAUUCAAUACUGGCCCUCUACAUCCUACUAAUGGGCCCAUGUAGGCUUGGGCCCAUGGUUGAAGCUUGACAGCAGUCAAGUGAAUUGUCACUUAAAAAUGUGAUCUAAUUGCUCCCGAUAUGUUAAAUGCAAAGUGAGGGUCAUAAUGGAACAAUAUAAAUUUAGAACAGCAAGCUCAUCAUUUUUAAGAAUUUCACCCCUUCCUUGGCUGAUCCUCACAGGGAAACUUGAAUUUAAAGCAGCACUAGGGAUUCAAAACUCAUCUCAACAACCUUAAAAAGGAUUAAGGAGAAUCCCUAUCCAAAACCUCAAACUGAUUCAGUUACACUACAAGUAAGUCCUCAGUGAGCUCUCCAGGUCAAUGAAAGCCUGACCUUCACAUCCUUGUUCCAAUGAUUUAAACACCUAACAGCAUAUUAAGUUCUUUGAUGGUUUAUGCCCAUCCAGUCUGAACCUCCAGUGGAGGAAGUCCCUUCUCCCCUAGCUCUCCGCCCCUAGCCCAUAGCAUUAUGGCAAGCAUCAGGAUCUUUUAUCAUGGGGUCAGGUUCCCAGUUCUUACCCUAAUUCCAGCUUCCAUUUCUUUCCCUUAUAAUCCUUAUCUCAGCAAGAUUUAUUGAGACCUCUAAGUCAGAACCCAUAUAUUACACUUAAUAUAUCUCUUUAAUUUACAUUCCCAAAGUCAUUCUUUAAUUUACAUUCCCUCCUUUCAUUUGUUACUGUGUUACCUCUUUGUACAAUUCUUUUUUUUUUUUUUAAUAAUUUUUUAUUGACAAAACCCAUGCCGGGGUAAUUUUUUUUACAUUAUCCCUUGCACUCACUUCGGUUCUGACUUUUUCCCUCCCUCCCUUCACCCCCUCCCCCAGAUGGCAUAUUGACAUAUUGAUUGAUUGACAUAUUGAAUACGGUAUAUUUGUGGAUCAUAAAAUAUUUAGCAAAUUUGACUCAAACAUAAAAAGAACCAAUGAGAUUAUAUAUUUAUGUACUUAUCAUGAAUUGUCUGUAUUUCGACAUUAGAGUAACAAAUGUGUUAUCCAGUGAGUGGUUGGGGCAUUUAUAAAGUAAGGGCUGAGAACUUUGAGGAGCGGACUCCGGCUCAGGGCAGAUCCCGGGCAUGCGCACAGAGCUUUGUUAGCCCCCCGACUACGUUUCCCAGAAGGAGUAGGGGUCCGGUCGCGAAUACUUUCCCCCAUAGAAAGGAUAACAGGACCGAAAGGAGCAGAAGCGAUCGGAAGUGUUCCCUCCGGACCGGAAGCUGCGCGAGCUUCAGUGCGUUUUCUCGGGCGGUCCCCCCAGCAGCUGCGGUUCCGGGCUCGCUGUCACCCGGCCCCGCAGCCUUUCGGGCCCUGCUGCUCGGGAUGGCGGUGCAGCCCUGUGCGGGGCCGGCCUCGGAGCUCUGGGGGGAGCGCGUGGGGACGUGGGGGGACGUGGGUUUCGCGGGGCUGGGGGCGGCUGAGGGGCGCCAGGCCCAGGGCGAGGGGGCCCGACCAGCCCCGGCCUGCCAGGUGAGGGGGCCGGGGGACGGGAGUGGCGCGGCCUUCUUCCUGCUAACUCGGAUCCAUCUCCCGCUCCGAGCAUUCAUCCUGGAUCUCACGCGUUUGCCCCUCCCCCGCCGACGUGCCUACCUCCCUCAGUCCCAGAGCCUGGGAACCUCGGCUUAAGGGCAGGGAGGAGGACGAGCGGAAAACCCCGGGGUGGGAGACCGGGUGCUGGGUUUGCUGCCAUUGGGGCGAGCCUUCUCUCCUUCCCCGUGCGGGCCCAGGGGACUGAAGCAAAGGAUUUUCCCGGCCCUGAUCCGGAGUUUUCCCCCUUUCUCCCCAACCCCCCCCAAAGCUUCGGGACAAACCCGGGCAGGGCCGGACCAGUUAUGUCUGUCCCGAGGCACCUUCCUUGGGGUGGGCUCCACAUGCCUCGAGGGUGAGUAGGGGAGGUGCACUAAAUACGGGGUCACAUUAAAAUGGAAAGAGGUCAGAGGUCAAGUAUUAACGACCUCUUUAGCAGGCCCAGGGGCAUCAGAAUGGGGGGAAGCCCAUAUUGUGUAGCAAUUCGGGGUCCAAUAAAAGAGAUGACGUGCGAACCGCAUAGGUCAUCUAUUGGGAUCACCUGGGAAAGAAGGAGCUCGUACCGGAGGAGAACGGGAAAGUUGGCGGUUUGGUUGAGACUUGAAGGAUGAAGAAGAGUCAGCUAAUAGCUUUUCCCAAGCACCCCUUUUAGUGCUGAGAAAGCAAAGACCAGAGUUUAAAAACCGAGUCUGCCUUCUAGGAACUGGCCCUUUCACAGGAAAGGUGACAUGCCCCACCACUGUGUUCUAAUAAGAUCUAGACAGGAGACUGGGGGCUAGUCUGAGAGUAGGCCAUGAGAUAAAGGGAGAUUGAGAAAAGCUGUUUGCAGAAGAAUCUUGCCUUGAGACUGGAAGGAAGUGGAGAGAUGAGGGUUUAGUGCUUGGAGCACAGCUAAUGAAAACACCUGAAGUCAGGAGAUGGAGGGUCUCAUAACUGUAUGGAAGCAUCAAAAAGCACAUGAAGGGACAUGAAGCGUAGGAAGAUUUAAAAAGGUAGGAAGUGUCCAGGUCAUGAAGGACUCAAGAACCAACAGGGAAUUUUAUUCUUGAUUUUGGAGGUGAUUGGAACUACGGGAGUGAGUGUGAUGGUCAGACCUGCCCUUGAGGAAGAUUUAAUUUGAUGGCUGAGUGAAGGAGAAUUUGGAAUAGAGAUUUGUGGCAGGGAGACCAAGCGACAAGUUAUAGCAACAGUCCAGGUAUAAAGUGAUGAGGGUCUGCACUUUUCCCGGAGCAAAAAAAAAAGAAUGCUUUUGAGGGAGAUCAUGAAAUGAGAAUCCACAGGAUUUGUCCACAGACUGAACUUUUGGGAAUGAGAGAAAAAAAGUGAGACAUCAAUGAUGACAUCUAGAUUUGGGACCUAUGUACCUAGAAGGAUAAUUGUACCCAUAACAAUAAUAGGAAAGGGAAAGGAGUUGAAGAAGAAAGAAGAGCUCUCUUUCCGAUAUGUUGAGUUUAAGAUGUCUGUAGGACAUUAGAGCAAAAAUGACCAGUAUGCAGUUGAAGAUUCUAGUCGAAGUCAGAAGUGCUGUGAGGGCUGGAUAAAUUAGAUAGAGCAAUCUUCCACAUAGAGAUAAUAAAGAAUCCAUGGAAGCUGUUGAAAUCACCAAGUGAAAUGGUAGAGAAAAAAGUUAAGAGAUCCUAGGACAGAGCCUUGGAGAACACCAACAACUUAGUUGUUUGUCCUUCAUUCUCUUUUGGGGGGGAGGGAGGGCAAAGCAAUCAAGGUCAAGACUUGUCCAGGAUCACACCAACUAGUUAAGUGUCUGAGAUUAAAUUUGAGCUCAGGAUCCUGACUCCAGGGGCAGUGCUUUAUCCACUUUACCACCUCACUGCUCCUUGUCCAUGUUUUUCAGAGGAUCAGUAAUAUCAUAGGGUGAUGUCUUGAUUUACUCAAGAAAUGGAUUUGAACGAGGCAGCAUUGCACAGAGUGGUAAACCUCAUUUUCUCUUCCUGAGUUAUCCAAGUCCAAUGGCAAGACAAAUCAGAAUGAUCUCGGUAUUUUAUUUAGCUGCCUUCAAAUGGGUUGAAACAAAUUGUUCUCAAAGACCUAUUCCACCUGAGGGGAGUCUUUACAUGCUUGGGAGACACAUAUCCCAAACUCAUAAGCAGGUUUGAAGGCUGUCAGUUACCUUCAGCCAGUUUUGGCCCAUCUGUCCAAAUGUUAGUAGCCUAAAAGAAGAUCCAACAACAGAGACUGAGGUCUGGUCAAAUAGGUAGGAAAACCAUGAGCGAGAAGCUUCAAGGGAUUCUUGAGUCGAUUCUUCCAUCUCCCUUUGACUGAAGGUCAAAGCUAGAAGGAAAAAGUGUAACAUCAGGUAAUGGGAAGUUACUCCUCAGAACACAUAAUAGUGGCUUUAGAGGUUGAGUUUGGGAUGGUUAUUAGAGGACGAGGAGGAUUGGAAGGAAAAUGUCUUAACUUGGAUAAUUUUGGGCAGCUUAGAUGGCACAAUGGAUAGAGUGCUGGGCCUGAAGCCAGGAAGACUCGUCUUCCAGAGCUCAGAUCCAAUCCACUCAUUAGAUGUGUGAUCCUGAGCAAGUCACUUAAGUCUGCUUACCUCCAUUUCCUCAUUGUAAAUAUAAUCUGGAGAAGGCAAUGCUCCAGUAUGUCCACAUAAACCCCAAAUGGGGCACAAAGAGACAGCAUUGGGAAAAAAAAAAAUCUCAUCAGAAUAGGUGGUCCAAAAAAAAAAUGGCAGUCUCUCUUUGAGAUGGAAUCCAAUUGGGAUUCUAUUUACACAACACUGCAGCUGCCUUUCCUUUGCUACCCAAGCCUGUAUUUCUGAGGAGAUGUCAUUGCCCAUAGGUUUGGUACAUUUCCUUCACAGUCAUGUUCCAAAAACCUAGAAGAGGGCUCCCAGAUCGUGGGAUGAUUGACAUCAAAUCCUUCCAAGAAGCCUAGAAGGGUUUUUUAAAAGGCCUUUGGAUUUGGUGGUUAAGCUCAUUGUUCAUUCUGAAGAGCAGUUUCAAUUAAAUGAUGAGACUUUAAGACAAAGUUAAGAGAGAAGUAGAGGCAUUUUAUCGUAGACUGCCUUAGCCUUCCCAAGGAGUUUAGCCACAAGAGGAGAUGUAUUGGAUAGUAACUAAAGAGAUUGGAGGAGAAAUGGGUGUCUUUGUAGCAGUGGAAAAGCAAAGAGCAGAUUGAGAAAGAUUGAAGAUUAAUGAGACAGGGGGAUGAUGGAGAAUGCAAUUCCUUGGAAGAGACAAGGUAGACUAGAAUCAUCUGUGCUAGUAGAAGUUUGUCUCAGAAAGGAGAAGUGUCAUCUCUAAAUGUAAGAUGGAUAAAAGAAGUAGUGGGAAGAAAUGAAGUGGGGAGACUGGGAAGAAGGGGAAAAGGAAAUAGCAUUUGUACAGUACCUACUCUUGUACCCAGCACUGUGCUCAUUUAGGUACCACAACCCAUCAAGGCGCGUGCUGUUACCUACAUUUUACGGAUGAGGAUACUGAGUCAGAGGGUAGAUGACACACCGAGGGUCAGCUACUAAGUGUCUGAAGCUGGAUUUGAGCCGGGGGUCUUCCUGACUCCAGGGCCUGCUGCUCUGUCCACUGUACCGCUGGCUUCUGGGAGUGGUGGGCAGUACUGAGUUAAGGAAGAGCGUAGCAUGGCAUGAGUACGCGGUGGUGUUCUUGGCUUCUGCCAUCUACUGUGUGGUGUUGGGUUGGUCACCUUCCUUCCUGGGACAGUUGCCUCCUUGUUAAGUGGAGUAGUAAUUCUUUAAGCCACCCAUCUCACCAGAUAGACUGCUUUGUAAGCCCACACACUAGCAAUAUAAAGCUCUUCUCUUAAUGAGAUGGGGGAGUAGGGUGGUCGAAGGAGGCACACGUCACUAUUGGGCACUGGCCUGUCCUGGGGCCGGACCCUAUUGUCACCCUACUGACAGUUGCAUCAGUCUCCUAACCAACCAUGCCCCUUCUCCUCAUCCUGCUUUCAGAUUUCUUCUCUCUGUACGAGUCUGACCGCAGAAUUGUGAUGCGGAGAGCCUUCCAUUAUUCUGUUCUCUGCCCUUUGGCUUGCCAUUCAGAGUCCUAUUCUCUUCCACCAUCCACCCUUCAAAAAGAAAAACAAGUUCCUUGUUUUCCAAUCAAGCAAAAUAAAUUCCCAAAUUGGUUGUGUUCAGAAUAAAAAAGCAAUCUGCUUUCUUGUCCUGUCUAAAUCCUAAAAGCUGUGAGACACCGCCCCCUCCCCGAAAUAAUCUGGGGGCUUCGUGCUAUGGUCAAGAUCCAUGCAACAGAAUGGGUGAGCAGGAAUGUAUUUGAUGUUUCAGCCAUCAGUGACCUUCAAAGAUGUGGCUGUGGACUUCACCAGGGCAGAAUGGGAGCACCUGGAUUCUGCUCAGAGAGACCUCUACAGAGAUGUGAUGCUUGAGAACUAUAAGAACCUCGUCUCCUUGGGCUUUCAAAUUUCCAAGCCAAAAGUGAUCUCCAAGUUAGAAAGAGGAGGUGCACAAUGGAUGCUUGGGAGGAAAGUUCCAAGAAGGCCCUUUCCAGGUCGCCUUUGUCAGAAGAGUAAGGGUAAAAGCAAGGAUUCUGCUCCAAAGCAGUGUAAUUAUAUUUCAUUAAAGAAAAGACUUAUGGUGAAUAGUAAUGAAUAUGUUGAUGUCUUAAGACAGAACGGAUACCUUAGUGGACAUCAGAAAAUUCCUAUUGGAAAGAAACUCUAUAAAUGUAAUGAAUGUGAAAAAGCCUUCAACUCCAACUCAAGCCUUACUGUACAUCAACGCAUUCAUACUGGAUUAAAACCAUAUAUGUGUACUGAAUGUGGGAAAGCCUUCAGCCAAAAAGGAAACCUUACUAAACAUAAAAGAAAUCAUACUGGAGAGAAAUCCUAUAAAUGUAACGAAUGUGGAAAAGCUUUUAGAGACAGAGGAUACCUUUCUAUUCAUCAAAAAAUUCAUACUGGAGAGAAAUCUUAUAAAUGUAAUGUAUGUGGGAAAGCCUUCAGCCAGAAAGGACAUCUUACUGUACAUCAGACAAUGCAUACUGGAGAGAAAUCCUAUAAAUGUAAUGAAUGUGGGAAAGCCUUCAGCCAGAGGGGCAGCUUUAAUAUACAUCAGAAAAUUCAUACUGGAGAGAAAUCCUUCAAAUGUGAUGAAUGUGGAAAAGGUUUCAUUGACAGAGGAAAUCUUAAUAAACAUUAUAAAAUUCACACUGGAGAGAAAUCUUAUAAAUGUAAUGAAUGUGGUAAAGCCUUCAGCCAGAGAGGAAGCCUUAAUAAACAUCAUAAAAUUCAUACCGGAGAGAAAUCUUAUAAAUGUAAUGAAUGUGGGAAAGCUUUCAGCCAGAGAAGUUACCUUACAAUACAUCAGAAAAUUCAUACUGGAGAGAAAUCCUAUAAAUGUAAUGAAUGUGGGAGAGCCUUCAGGCAGAAGGGACAUCUUACUGUACAUCAGAGAAUUCAUACUGGAGAAAAACCCUAUAAAUGUAAUGAAUGUGGUAGGGCCUUCAGAAAGACUGGACACCUUGCUGUACACCAGAGAAUUCAUACUGGAGAAAAUCCUUUUAAUACAGUGAAUGUUGAAAGACUUCAGUCACAAGACAUUCUUUAUUUAUCCUGAUAGUUCAUGAAAGAUAGAAACUUUCAGUGUAAUGAAUGUGGAAGAGUUUUCACCCAAAGUGAAAACAAUUACUGAAUGUUUAAUCAUAGAAUUAGAGGAUUUGGAGCAGAAAGUGAUUUUUGAAAUCAUGUAUUCUAAUUCUUUAAUUUUUAUAGCUGAUAGGGUAUUCGGGCUGGAAGCAAACUGAGCUCUUCGCUGUCACUCAGGUAGUCAAUUAGCAGAUCAAGGAUUGGAACUGAGAUCUGAGCCGAAUCCAGUUUUCUUUCCAUUACACCUUGCUGACCUCAGAAUUCAUAUCACAGAGAGAACCUCUGAAUGCAACUUAUGGGCUUGUCUUCAGAAGCAAUUCCUGCUUAGUCCACAAAGAAUUUCAGAAUUGGAAAUGGCCUCAGCAGCUAUUCCAUAUAACCCAAACCUUAAAAAGAAUGUACUACAAGGAGUAGCUCAGGGGCGAGCAUGCAUAAGCAGCAAAAUGAGAUGUUCUGGUAACCGAAAGGCAAUAGUUAUAUGUGUAAUGUAAAUGUAAAAUAUUGUUUGUGUAUUUUUUUUGAAGCAUGGUGCUUAGAACUCAUACAGUGCUAUAAAUGUAGUCAUAGCACUCCAAAAUUCACUGGAACUAUGACCUUUUUCAUGGCAGCUCUGUCUUGUAGUAUACAAUAGCAUUCACUGUUUUACUUGUCAUAGCAAACUGUUGGCCUGUUGUGAGCUUGCAGACCAUUAAAAUCUACAGAUCUCUUGCUUACACACUUGAUUUUAAAUAUAUCUUCCAUCAUCUUUUAAAUGUGAAUACAUUCCCGGGCAUAAAAUUUGUAUACAUAUGCAUACAUUUGAUUUCCCUCUUGUUAGAUUCGGCCUGUUGUGCUAGUCUAUCAAAAUCUUUUAAAACGCAGCUCCAAUCAUCAAAUGUAUUCGUUGUCCCUCCCAGAUUGAUGUCAUGUGUGAAUUUGAUAUGGAUGCCAUCCAUACCUUCUCCAAGUCAUUGAUAAAAAUAGUGUAAACUCAUCAAGGCUGAGGACUAUAAUUGUAGUUUUUCCCUAGCACCAACACUGCAUCAACUUUUAAGAACCAUUUGUUGAAUGAAUAAAUGUUGAAUAGCAUAAGACCAAGCACUUAUCCCAGGGAUACUUUUUAGAUUAUCUUACGCAAAGGGGUCAUUGAAAAUUUAAUGGCUGCUCAUUGGUUGAUUCAGUAGAAAUAUGUCUUCUUUUACCCUCUAGGGUAAGGAAAAAAUCAACUUUACAAGUUCAGCAAUGGUAAUACAUAAUAGCAGCUUUAAGAUCUGAAAGUUUUAGUGAACUUCAAGUUCAAUGUCAGUAUUGUGAUGUGACAGCCAAAAAAGUAAUGCAAUUGGAGACUGCCUUAAGAAGCUUAACUUCCAGGAACAAGAAGGCAAUAGUUUUAUACUCUGACUUCAUCAGACCUUACUUGGAGUCCCAUGUUUAAUUUAGGGCACCACAUUUUAAGAAGGACAAGAAUAAGGAAGGAAAUAGCCAGAGAAGAGCAACAAGGGUGGUAAAGGAGAUUGACGCAAAGUCAUAAGAUUAUUGGUCGAAGGUACUAGAGUUCUUUUAAUCUCAGUUUGAGAGAACUUGAAUGCCUAAUGGCUGUGUUCAGUUAUUUAAAGGUCUGUUCAAAAGGAAAAAACAGGAACACUUGGUAGAAAUUGUAAAGAGGCUUGAUUUGGGGGAAAAAUAAUAAACAGAUUUGUCUGACAGUGGCAUGAAUUACCCUGAGAGACAGCACAUUUCUGUGGGUCUUUAAACAAUUAAUGGAUCAUCAUGUAUCAGGUGUAUAAACUUGGGUAUGGAUGAGUCUUAUAUGGCUGCUGAGGUUCUUUCUAAUUUUCAGAUUCAAAAUUGUGAUUCUGAGGCUAGUUAUCCAAUCAGUUCAAAUCUAGCACAAUUGUUGUCAUUUAGCCCAUGUUUUUAUUUCUACAAGAAUAGCAUGAGAUUCUUAAUCAGAGUAUUUGGUAUAAUGGAGGUUAAACUGAUCCAUCCGUUUAAUAAAACUUUUAAAAAGAAUAUAAGGUUAUUUUGAUAGUACCUAUUUUUGAUGAAGCUAUACUGGCUUUUUGUGAUCACAUUUUCCUUUUCUAUAUAUUUGCUAAUUUUCCAAUAGGUUUCCUUUAUCUUUUUGGUAGAGCAAU